ACCCGCGCCCUCUCCCUGUGCUGAGGCCGGGGGCGGGGAUAAGAACGUCAGUGUGGCCUGUCACUGAGGAGGAAGCAGCUUGUGUUCCCCUGCCAAUCACACCUCACUUCCGGCCUGUGCGUUCCAACCAACUUCCGUGUUUUGUGUUCCACCUCACUUCCGCCCUGUGCUUUUCAGCCCAAUUCUGGGGAUAUGCGUUCCACACACAGGAAGUGAUUUGUCUUCCCUAGCCGCAACUUCCGAGAGUAACGCGAGCGGGAGUGAAUUGUCCGGCGACAGCAGGAGUGGGCGUAUAUAGAAGAACACAGGGGUCUGUACAAGGACAUGAUGAUGGAGAAUCACCGUCCCCUCACAUCACUGGAUGGACCCAGUAACAGAGAUACCCCAGAGAGAUGUCCCCGUCCUCUGUAUUCCCAGGACUGUACAGAGGAGAAUCACAGGAUCCCACAGGAGGAUCAGGGUACGCACCUUUCUGAUAUGAAGGCAGAAGAUAUAGAGAUAGAAGAGACAUAUGUGACUGAUAUGAAGGCAGAAGACAUAGAGAGAGAAGAGACGUAUGUGACUGAUAUGAAGGGAGAAGAAGAGACAUAUGUGACUGAUAUGAAGGCAGAAGAUAUAGAGGGAGAAGAAGAGACGUAUGUGACUGAUAUGAAGGCAGAAGAUACAGAGGGAGAAGAAGAGACGUAUGUGACUGAUAUGAAAGCAGAAGAUCUAGAGGGAGAAGAAGAGACGUAUGUGACUGUUAUGAAGGCAGAAGAUACAGAGGGAGAAGAAGAGACGUAUGUGACUGAUAUGAAGGCAGAAGAUAUAGAGGGAGAAGAAGAGACGUAUGUGACUGAUAUGAAGGCAGAAGAUACAGAGGGAGAAGAAGAGACGUAUGUGACUGAUAUAAAGAUAGAAUAUAUAGAAGGAGAAGAAGAGACGUAUGUGAGGGGAGUUCAGAAGUGUAAGGAGGAGGAAAUCCCUACAGAUAUCAGAACAGCAGAUGGAGGCACAAGCAGGAAUUCCUUGGAGGGAGAUCUCAUCUUGUCUGCAGAUAGUAAAAUAGAAGAUAACAUCACACAGGAUUCUCCAGGAGACAUCCCCAUUACUCUAACUAUACAUCCAGUACCUCACAGCGCUGAUACUUCAUCUGUUCCCUCUAAUCGCAAUGACUGUUCAUCUAAUACCUCAGAUUUUGUUACACAUCGUGCAGCUCAUACAUGUGGUAAAAUAUUUACCUAUUCUGAGUGUGGGAAAAGUUUUACAUUUAAAUCACAACUUGUUACACAUCAGAGAAGUCACAAAGGUGAGAAACCAUUUCCAUGUUCUGAGUGUGGGAAAUGUUUUAUAUGCAAAUCACAACUUGUUGUACAUCAGAGAAGUCACACAGGUGAGAGACCGUUUCCAUGCACUGAGUGUGGAAAAUGUUUUGUAUGCAAAUCAGACCUUGUUAGACAUCAGAGAAUUCACACAGGUGAGAAGCCAUUUCCAUGUUCUGUGUGUGGGAAAUGUUUUAUACGUAAAUCAGAUCUUCUUAAACAUCAGAGAAUUCACACAGGCAAAAAAACAUUUCCAUGUUCUGAGUGUGGGAAAUGUUUUUUACAGAAAUCUGGUCUUGUUACACAUCAGAGAAGUCACACAGGUGAGAAACCAUUUCCAUGUACUGAGUGUGGGAAAUGUUUUCCAUUCCAAUCACAAUAUAUUAAACAUCAGAGAAGUCACACAGGUGAGAGGCCAUUUCCAUGCUCUGAGUGUGCAAAAUGUUUUCUGAAUAAAUCAAGUCUUUUUAGACAUCAGAAAUGUCAUACAGGUGAGAAGCCAUUUCUGUGCUCUGAGUGUGGGAAAUGUUUUAUACAGAAAUCACAACUUGUUUUACAUCAGAGACAUCACACAGGUGAGACGGCAUAUUCAUGCUCUGAGUGUGGGAAAUGUUUUGCACUCAAAACAGAACUUGUUAGACAUCAGAUUAGUCACACAGGUGAGAAACCAUUUCCAUGCUCUGAGUGUGGGAAAUGUUUUAUGUUUAAAUCAGAUCUUGUUAGACAUCAGAGAAGUCACACAGGUGAGAAGCCAUUUCUAUGCUCUGAGUGUGGGAAAUGUUUUAUACGGAAAUCAGGUCUUGUUAUACAUCAGAGAAGUCAUGCAGGUGAGAGGACAUUUCAAUGCUCUGAGUGUGGGAAAUGCUUUCUACGCAAAUCAGUGCUUAUUGAGCAUGAGCUAAUUCACACAGGGGAGAGGCCAUUUCCAUGCCCUCAGUGUGGGAAAUGUUUUAUACGCAAAUCAGAUCUUGUUAGACAUCAGAGACAUCACACAGGGGAGAAGCCGUUUCCAUGCUCUGAGUGUAGGAAAUGUUUUACAAGCAAAUCAAAUCUUGUUAUACAUCAGAAAUCACACGGGAGUAAAGCAUUACUAGAAGUGUUUUUUUUUCUUUCGCGGCAACUUCCGGGUUUCCCUCGAGCGAGAGUCAGUCGUCCGCAAAAGCAGGAGGGGGAUUAUAUAGAGGAACACAGGGGUCUGUACAAGGACUUGAUGAUGGAGAAUCACCAGCCCCUCACAUCACUGGGUGGGCCCAGUAACAGAGAUACCCCAGAGAGAUGUCCCUGUGCUCUGUAUUCCCAGGAUUUUACAGAGGAAAAUCACCGGAUCCCACAGGAGGAUCAGGGUGACCAACUUUCUGAUAUGAAGGCUGAAGAUAUAGAGAGAAAAGAGACGUAUGUGACUGAUAUGAAGGCAGAAGAUAUAGAGGGAGAAGAAGAGACGGAUGUGACUGAUAUGAAGACAGAAGAUAUAGAGGGAGAAGAAGAAACGUAUGUGACUGAUAUGAAGGCAGAAGAUAUAGAGGGAGAAGAAAAGACAUAUGUGACUGAUAUGAAGGCAGAAGAUAUAGAGGGAGAAGAAGAGACGGAUGUGACUGAUAUGAAGGCAGAAGAUAUAGAGGGAGAAGAAGAGACAUAUGUGACUGAUAUGAAGGCAGAAGAUAUAGAGGGAGAAGAAGAGACGUAUGUGACUGAUAUGAAGGCAGAAGAUAUAGAGGGAGAAGAGACGUAUGUGACUGAUAUAAAGGCAGAAGAUACAGAGGGAGAAGAAGAGACGUAUGUGACUGAUAUAAAGACAGAAGAUAUAAAGGGAGAAGAAGAGACGUAUGUGACUGAUAUAAAGGCAGAAGAUAUAGAGGGAGAAGAAGAGACGUAUGUGACUUAUAUGAAGGUAGAAGAUACAGAGGGAGAAGAAGAGACGUAUGUGAGGGGAGAUCAGAAGUGUAAGGAGGAGGUAAUCCCUACAGAUAUUAGCACAGCAGAUGGAGGCACAAGCAGGAAUUCCUUGGAGGGAGAUCUCAUCUUGUCUGCAGAUAGUAAAAUAGAAUAUAACACCACACAGGAUUCUCCAGGAGACAUCCCCAUAACUCUAACUAUACAUCCAGUACCUCACAGUUCUGAUACUUCAUCUGUUCCCUCAAAUCGUGAUGAGUGUUCUUCUCAUACCUCAGAUUUUGUUACACAUCGUGUAGCUCAUACACGUGGUAAAAUAUUUCCCUGUUCUGAGUGUGGGAAAUGUUUUACAUUCAAAUCACAUUUUGUUACACAUCAGAGAAUUCACACAGGUGAGAGACCAUUUCCAUGUUCUGAGUGUGGGAAAUGUUUUGCACAGAAAUCUGGUCUUGUUUUACAUCAGAGAAGUCACACAGGUGACAAUCCAUGUCCUUGUUCUGAGUGUGGGAAAUGUUUUGCACUCAAAUCACAGCUUGUUAAACAUCAGAGAAGUCACACAGGUGAGAGACCAUUUCCAUGUUCUGAGUGUGGGAAAUGUUUUGCACAGAAAUCUGGUCUUGUUACACAUCAGAGAAGUCACACAGGUGAGAGACCAUUUCCAUGUUCUGAGUGUGGGAAAUGUUUUGCACACAAAUCAGUUCUUGUUACACAUCAGAGAAGUCACACAGGUGAGAGACCAUUUCCAUGCUCUGAGUGUGGAAGAUUGUUUUUACGGAAAUCAGAUCUUCUUAUACAUCAAAGAAGUCACACAGGUGAAAAAACAUUUCCAUGCUCUGUGUGUGGGAAAUGUUUUGUACUCAAAUCACUACUUGUUACACAUCAGAGAAAUCACACAGGUGAGAGACCAUUUCCAUGCUCUGAGUGUGGAAGAUUGUUUUUACGGAAAUCAGAUCUUGUUAUACAUCAAAGAACUCACACAGGUGAGAAACCAUUUCCAUGUUCUGAGUGUGGGAAAUGUUUUACACAGAUAUCUGGUCUUGUUAAACAUCAGAGAAGUCACACGGGUGAGAAACCAUUUCCAUGCUCUGAGUGUGGGAAAUGUUUUGCAUGCAAAUCACAACUUGUUAGACAUCAGAGAAGUCACACAGGUGAGAAACCAUUUCCAUGCUCUGAGUGUGGGAAAUGUUUUACAAGCAAAUCAUAUGUUGUUAAACAUCAGAAAUCACACAGCAGUAAAGACGAUCUGGACACCCCCCAACCCCCUCAAGUGGAUAUUGAUGCUUUCCUGCAAUCCUUAUCCCUUCCUUCCUUGGAUUCUGCAGCCUGCCUGUCCCUUAGCUCCCCCUGGACUACGGAUGAAAUAAUUGCGACCAUUGACUCGUUUCCAUCUGAUAAAGCUCCUGGGCCGGACGGAUUCCCCGCUAUCUUUUAUAAAUCUUUUAAAGCUGAGCUGGUUACAGUCCUGUCGUCCGUGUUUGGCGAAGCUACGUCGGUUGGGUGUUUCCCAAAGGAAAUGCUUGGUGCACGAAUAGUGACCAUUCCUAAACCUGGGAAAUCCCCUUCAGUGCAAAACUACAGGCCUAUAGCCUUGUUAAACAUGGAUAUCAAGAUAUAUGCAACAAUAAUUGCUAAUCGUGUUUGCCCCUUUUUGUCCCUUCUUAUUAAACCGGAUCAGGGUGAGCACCUUUCUGAUAUGAAGGCUGAAGAUAUGGAGAGAAAAGAGACAUAUGUGACUGACAUGAAGGCAGAAGAUAUAGAGGGAGAAGAAGAGACGUAUGUGACCGAUAUGAAGGCAGAAGAUAUAGAGGAAGAAGAAGAGACAUAUGUGACCGAUAUGAAGGUAGAAGAUAUAAAAGAAGAAGAGAUGUUUGUGAGGGGUGAUCAGAAGUGUAAGGAAGAGGAAAUCCCUACAGAUAUUAGCAUAGCAGAUGGAGGCACAAGCAGGAAUUCCUUGGAGGGAGAUCUCAUCUUGUCUGCAGAUAGUAAAAUAGAAGAUAACACCACACAGGAUUCUCCAGGAGACAUCCCCAUAACUCUAACUAUACAUCCAGUACCUCACAGUGCUGAUACUUCAUCUGUUCCCUCUAAUCGCGAUGAGUGUUCUUCUAAUACCUCAGAUUUUGUUACACAUCGUGUAGCUCAUACACGUGGUAAAAUAUUUCCCUGUUCUGAGUGUGGGAAAUGUUUUACAUUCAAAUCACAGCUUGUUAACCAUCAGAGAAGUCACACAGGUGAGAGACCAUUUCCAUGUUCUGAGUGCGGGAAAUGUUUUGCACAGACAUCUGGUCUUGUUACACAUCAGAGAAUUCACACAGGUGAGAGACCAUUUCCAUGUUCUGAGUGUGGAAAAUGUUUUGCACAAAAAGCAGUUCUUGUUACACAUCAGAGAAUUCACACAGGGGAGAGACCAUUUCCAUGCUCUGAGUGUGGAAGAUUGUUUUUACGGAAAUCAGAUCUUGUUAUACAUCAAAGAAGUCACACAGGUGAAAAAACAUUUCCAUGCUCUGAGUGUGGGAAAUGUUUUGUACUCAAAUCACUACUUGUUACACAUCAGAGAAAUCACACAGGUGAGAAACCAUUUCCAUGCUCAGAGUGUGGCAAAUAUUUUGCACGCAAAUCACAACUUGUUAGACAUCAGAGAAGUCACACAGGUGAGAGGCCAUUUCCAUGUUCUGAGUGUGGGAAAUGUUUUGCACACAAAUCAGUUCUUGUUAAACAUCAGAGAAGUCACACGGGUGAGAAACCAUUUCCAUGCUCAGAGUGUGGCAAAUAUUUUGCACGCAAAUCACAACUUGUUAGACAUCAGAGAAGUCACACAGGUGAGAGGCCAUUUCCAUGUUCUGAGUGUGGGAAAUGUUUUGCACACAAAUCAGUUCUUGUUACACAUCGGAGAAGUCACACAGGUGAGAGACCAUUUCCAUGCUCUGAGUGUGGAAGAUUGUUUUUACGGAAAUCAGAUCUUGUUAUACAUCAAAGAAGUCACACAGGUGAAAAAACAUUUCCAUGCUCUGAGUGUGGGAAAUGUUUUGUACUCAAAUCACUACUUGUUACACAUCAGAGAAAUCACACAGGUGAGAAACCAUUUCCAUGCUCUGAGUGUGAUAAAUUGUUUUCACACAAAUCAGAUCUUGUUAAACAUCAGAGAAGUCACACGGGUGAGAAACCAUUUCCAUGCUGUGAGUGUGGGAAAUGUUUUGCACGCAAAUCACAACUUGUUAGACAUCAGAGAAGUCACACAGGUGAGAGGCCAUUUCCAUGUUCUGAGUGUGGGAAAUGUUUUGCCCAGAUAUCUGGUCUUGUUUUACAUCAGAGAAGUCACACAGGUGAGAGACCAUUUCCAUGUUCUGAGUGUGGGAAAUGUUUUGCACAGACAUCUGGUCUCGUUAAACAUCAGAGAAGUCAAGGUGAGAAACCAUUUCCAUGCUGUGAGUGUGGGAAAUGUUUUGCACGCAAAUCACAACUUGUUAGACAUCAGAGAAGUCACACAGGUGAGAAACCAUUUCCAUGCUCUGAGUGUGGGAAAUGGUUUACAAGCAAAUCAUAUGUUGUUAAACAUCAGAAAUCACACAGCAGUAAAGCAUUACUAUGAGCUUAUACACAACAGGUUUGCAGCAACACUCCAGUCACACAGUGACACUCAAAUUAACCGUCUGCAGAUAAUUGGAAUGCGUGUCAUUAAUAUAAGACUGAAAAUGAUCACUCAGAUGAAACGUACAGUAUUUCUUUAUUCCUGUUGACAGGGCCGGACUGCCCAUCUGUCACCUCUAG
Pseudophryne corroboree (corroboree frog) is the source of this 6959-nucleotide messenger RNA. RefSeq lists its product as uncharacterized. The record is from RefSeq and is a predicted model, not a curated record. NCBI's taxonomy places the organism in Eukaryota, Metazoa, Chordata, Amphibia, Anura, Myobatrachidae. Gene Ontology annotation, biological process: regulation of transcription by RNA polymerase II. Gene Ontology annotation, molecular function: DNA-binding transcription factor activity, RNA polymerase II-specific; RNA polymerase II cis-regulatory region sequence-specific DNA binding.